AACAGGGCGGUACAUGAUUGGGCUGUGAGAAAGUAAGGGACCCUCAUCUGUCUUUACUUUUUCUUUUUUCUUUUUAAGGGUGUUAACUACGCUUUGAUUCAUACUUGGUUCUCUACGACGUUUCGGAACACAUGAGCAGUAGUCCACUGUCUGUGCGGACUGCGGGGGAGAAUUCAACCCUACAGGGAGGAAGCAAUCAUCCAUCGGCUGCGCAGCGCAGGCUAGCAGCGGUGCGAGUCGCGGCGGCAUCCCAAAGCAGGAGGAGGCGGAGAGUCCCUUGCCUGUGAAUCAUGGGUUUCCGCAAGAAGAACAAGAGCCCACCUGUGCUCAGCCAUGAGUUUGUGAUUCAGAACCACGCCGACAUGGUGUCUUGCCUGGCCAUGAUCAUCCUGCUAGGCCUGAUGUUUGAGGUCACAGCAAAAUUUUCCAUCAUGUUCAUCACAGUCCAGUACAACGUCACACAAGUUCUUGAUGAAAAGAACGAUCCAGUGAACCUUUACCAUUACGGUCCCAAAGAUGUGGCCACUGUGUUUUUCUACCUUCUAAUUGUUGUCAUCCUUCAUGCCCUGAUACAAGAGUAUAUUCUUGAUAAAAUGAACAGACGGUUACAUCUAUCAAAAACCAAACACAGCAAGUUCAAUGAAUCAGGGCAAUUGGCAGCAUUUUACCUGUUCUCCUUCAUUUGGGGCUGCAGCAUCUUGACAGCGGAGGACUUUGCGAAAAAUCCCACUUUCCUAUGGGAGGGUUACCCACACACUCACAUGGUAUUUCAGGUCAAGUUUUUCUACAUUUGCCAAAUUGCCUAUUGGCUCCAUGCACUUCCUGAGCUGUACUUUCAAAAAGUACGCAAGGAGGACAUCCCCCGCCAACUCUAUUACAUUUGCCUUUAUGUCGUUCACAUCACUGGUGCCUACAUCUUAAACCUUCACCGACUCGGUGUUGUGUUGCUGGUCCCUCACUACUUGGUGGAGCUCCUGUUCCACGCCUCACGUCUCUUCUACUUCAGUGAUGAGAACAAGCAGAAGGGUUUCACUCUGUGGGCUUUGCUAUUUGUCAUCGCACGCCUCCUCACUCUCACUCUGUCAGUCCUGACAUUUGGCUUUGGGUUGCCCCGGACAGAAAACCAAGGCUUUUCCCUUGCGGAAGGCAACUUUAAUGUGCUCACCAUAAGGAUGGCAUGUUUGGCAGCCAUCUGCCUGACUCAAGCUUGGAUGAUGUGGAAGUUCAUCAAUUUCCAGUUGAAGAAAUGGAGGGAACACAGCCAGAACCAAGCAUCGAAGAAGAAGACAGCCAGCCCAAAGAGCAAACCUCACAAAAGGGAGCUCACGAGGGGAGCUGCCAAUGGAAUCGUGAAGCCUGACGAUAAAGCCUCACCUCGGGCGAGAAGAGUUAAAAACUCAUAAAGAUGGCGCGAUUGACAAACAGCUGGAACGGUGACAUACUCCUUUCUUGCACAGGACUAGAAAUGAUGGUUUUGUCAGAAAAAAAAACCAUAUAAUAGUGGUGUUGUUUAGGUAGCCUACUAUGUCAAAAUUGUGACCUAAUUAUCAUUUAUUGCUAUUAUGGAUGAUCAGUGCCUUUGAAAUCCAACACUGGAUUGAGGCACUUUUUUCUUGUUUUAUUUAUAAACUCCAAACCCAAUGAAGUUGGAACAUGUAAAAUGUAAAUAAAUACAAUUAUUUGUCAAUCUUUUCUAACCUACAGUACUCUUGAAUUGAAUACAUUACAAAAACAAAAUAUUUAAUGUUCAAACUGAUAAACAUUAUUAUUAUACACAUUCAUACAGUAUGCAUUAUUAUAAUUAUAAAUCCACUUUGUGGACAACUGCAUGAGCAAAUAGUCCAACAAAUCAACUAAUCUACUUUCCAUAACAUCAGCAAACUAUUCAGACAAAUUUUAUUUUACUUUUACAUGACAUACCAACUUCAUUGGAAUUGCAGUUUGUUCCUCACUAGCCUGGUUCUCAACUUCUCCUUGCUUUCAGGGGGCCCGUCCACGUCUGGAAGUUAUACUGAGGCUUCACUGUAUGCAUACAGUUAAAUCAACUAAAUAACUAUCAGCAUGAGUCGACAUUUGAGCAAGAAAUUAGUGUAUUUCGACGUCAAUGCAUGGUGGUUUGAACCUACUAUGGCUAACUCCUACCUGUGUUGUUUUCUCGCGCGCUCUCUCUCUCUCUCCUUCUCCCUCUCUAUCUCUCACACACAGAGAAGCAUUCAGUGGCCUUUGUACAACUGCUGCAAGAGGGUUAUUUAUUUUAUCAUAGACUAUUGAUGGUUAUUAUAACCAGUGGUACAUAGCAAAUGUACUCAGUUAACCUAAACAAUACAAUCCUUCAAGUGUCCUUAUAUCAUGUCAGUGUGUCGUAUCACUUGUUCUGCUUGUGUUUGCCUUCUCAUUUUUGUCAUUUCACAUUCAAGGGAAUCAAGGCAUUAACAGUUCCCCCCGCAUAAGAAAAGAGAAGUGUGUCAGUGUGUGUUCUGCCUAUUGUACGUGUAUUAAGUUAACUUGGCCUGAAUUUUGAUGAUGACAAAUGUGCUUGUCUGUUAGUUGUGUGUUAAAGAAAAAAAAAAAAAUGACAGCCUGCGUUUAGCGCAUGAAUUGUAAGGAUCUGUUAAUUGAAUUCUGCCUCCUCUGAUCCCUGGCGAACUGUAAAACAUGCCCGUGACACAUUUCUGUGUGUAACGGGCAAAAGUUGCAAAAAUUCCAGUUGCUAAAUGUUUGUUUGCUUGCACAGACCUCAGCGACCUUCCCUUUUGAGUGCCUGUGGUUGUGUUUCAGUUGCUUCACUGGGAGUCACACAAAUGGUCCUGUUGGACCUUGCCGUGUGAAGAGAAGGCAUUCCAAAUUUAUUUGUAGUCUCGGUGUCGAAACAAAACAGGCAAGAAGUGAAAAUCCCAAUCCCGUUUGCUCCUUUUGUUCAAUUUAUUGGGAAUUGGGCAGCAAGGGUUAGUUUGAGCAUGUCUCACAAUGAAAGGAGGAGCAGAGGACUGUUGAAAAUAUAAAAGGAACCCUACACUGUAAUAACUAAUAAGUGUCAGAUUUUAAAGCUAUUUUUAUAUUGAGAGCAUCUCUUAGACUCUAUUGUUAUUCUAAACAGUGUGAAUAUGUUUUGCAUUCAAAUUGUUUUAUCCAGGAAUGAAGCUUGCUGUGGUUGUAUACUAUAUUGUUUUGUGGGUGUAUAUUUAAUUUAAAGACCUUAUUUGAUUUGAAUUUUGACCCAAUUCAGCAACUAUAAUGGAAUAAAUUACAUAACCAAACAUUUAUGGAAGAAGUGGACAAAGUUUGGUGCUCAAGGGCUACGUUGGAUUUUUAAAUGAGACAUAUAGGCCAGGUCAUUGGUGAGGCAAAACUGAUUACAUUUUAUUUUCAAUUGUUAUUUAAAAUUUAUAAAACGGUU
Molecule: messenger RNA, 3397 nt
Organism: Syngnathus acus (greater pipefish)
Lineage: Eukaryota; Metazoa; Chordata; Actinopteri; Syngnathiformes; Syngnathidae
Exons: 12
Coding region: 291-1403 (370 amino acids)
Biological process (GO): SRP-dependent cotranslational protein targeting to membrane, translocation; protein insertion into ER membrane
Cellular component (GO): endoplasmic reticulum membrane
Source: RefSeq, a predicted model, not a curated record